Messenger RNA from Necator americanus (New World hookworm), 612 nucleotides. RefSeq lists its product as uncharacterized. Gene Ontology annotation, molecular function: double-stranded DNA binding; structural constituent of chromatin; nucleosomal DNA binding. The record is from RefSeq and is a predicted model, not a curated record. Gene Ontology annotation, biological process: nucleosome assembly; chromosome condensation; negative regulation of DNA recombination. Bases 1 to 612 code for a protein of 203 amino acids. The transcript is spliced from 4 exons. NCBI's taxonomy places the organism in Eukaryota, Metazoa, Nematoda, Chromadorea, Rhabditida, Ancylostomatidae. Gene Ontology annotation, cellular component: nucleus; nucleosome.
AUGUCUGACGCUGUCGUUGCUCCUCCAACUCCUACUGCUCCAGCUACUGCCACAUCCACGAAGAAGGUCAAGCCAAGCAAACCAAAAGGUGAAAAGAAGGCGAAGGUUGCUCCGAGUCAUCCGGUUUAUGGGGCCAUGAUUAAGGCCGCCAUAAAGGAGCUGAAGGAUCGCAAAGGAGCGUCGAAGCAAGCGAUCUUCAAAUUCAUCAUCCAGAAGUACAAGGUCGGAGACAAUGAGAAGCAGAUUAAUGCUCGACUUCGUCUCGCUCUUAAAAAAGGCGUUGAGAAAGGUCUGUUGAAGCAAGCAUCGGGAACUGGAGCUGCAGGACGAUUCCGCCUCGCUGAAAGCUCGGAGAUCCCUGCUAAGCCAAAGGUUGCCAAGAUCCCGAAAGCUGCCACUGAUGAGGCCAAGCCUAAGAAACCCACAGCUACAAAGCCCAAGGCACCCAAAGCAACGAAGGAAAAGUCUGCCAAGUCUCCUAAGAAGGCUACUAAACCCAAGGCUAAGACCGCUAAGUCGCCAAAGAAGGCCGCUACUCCGAAAAAAGCCGCACCUAAGCCGAAGGCAGCAAAGAAGACGGCACCUAAAAAAGCUGCUCCUGCAAAAUCUUAA